GCUUUCAGGGAAGCGUGCGCCCCGUUCCAAUACGCUUUCAGCACGCGCGGGCCGGGUCGGAAGCACUCAUCCAUGCGGUGCGCGCAGCAGUCGAAGCAGACCCGCGCACGACCGUGCUCAGUAUCGAUGGGGUGGGCGCUUACGACCACAUAUCCCGAGCCAGCAUGUUCACAGCGUUGCGUGAUCUCGCCUCACUGGCAAGCCUCCUGCCUUUCUCCAUGCUGUUUUACGGCCAAGCCAGUCGGUACUCCUUUUAUGACGGCGAGGGCCGCAGACACGAGGCCGCGUACUGGGCCUCUUGGGCUGACACGGUCGGGGCACUGCAGGCACACCACCCCGAUGAGUUGGAG
Symbiodinium pilosum is the source of this 350-nucleotide messenger RNA. The record is from the annotation of a GenBank genome assembly. Lineage: Eukaryota; Dinophyceae; Suessiales; Symbiodiniaceae.